Aspergillus saccharolyticus JOP 1030-1 is the source of this 4628-nucleotide messenger RNA. Its product is annotated as putative cytosolic regulator Pianissimo. Gene Ontology annotation, biological process: TORC2 signaling. Gene Ontology annotation, cellular component: TORC2 complex. NCBI's taxonomy places the organism in Eukaryota, Fungi, Ascomycota, Eurotiomycetes, Eurotiales, Aspergillaceae. The transcript is spliced from 4 exons. The coding region runs from base 345 to 4280 and encodes 1311 amino acids. The record is from RefSeq and is a predicted model, not a curated record.
ACAAAUUGUUCUCCGAGACCAUAUGCUCGAGCCUGCCACCCGUUGUUUGUGCUACAAAACCAGGAUCUUUAUAAGCUCGCCUCGAGACUUCGACCGUCGCCGCCAUAGCCUCACCAGCGUGACCGCCGCGAACCCGUCUUCCCCUCCCACCCCUCCCUUCUGAAAGUACCGCAAGUCAGCCCCAGCAGACCUUUCUUUACCAAAACGGUUCCUUCUUUACCCUCCAUAACUGGUCGUCUCGAAAGAACUUGCGACUGCCCCUGCAAACUCAAUGCAGACCUUCAUUUCUCAUUUCAAUCGCGACAGGUGAUAGUCACUCCUUUCUCGCGGCUAGAUGGAGCUCUAUGGCGUCCGGAUAUAAUUCAGGAUUCUCCGCGACAUCUGUCCAGCAUCGUGCCCUGGGUGAUGGACCGUCAUAUUCUAGCCUCGAGGAUGGCUCUGCGGACGGUAGUUGGGCCGAUGCCACCACGAGACCCGGGCGAAAUGCUCGAUCUGAGUCCGGAGGCAGUGCGACCAUUGGCGUCCGGGGAGGCUCAUUGACUACCUCGGUCGGAGCCCCUGGAAGCUUCAGUUCUGAACUAAAGAGUAUGAAGUCGUCGCGAAGCACAACGCCACGUCCGGACGGGGCGCCGAAUCGUCGACCAAGCAGCUUCACCGAUCAGGACGACAUACCCACCACCGAGGAGCGGCAAGCUGUCAUUCGAGACAAGAUCGCCAAGGAAAUGAAAAUCAAGACGGGGACAGAGAACAUGCUGGAAGCACUACUCGCGAAGAAUCCGAAACACACGAAAGAUCAGAGAUUAAGAGUUGAAUCGGAGCUGAGUUCAUCCAACCGCAAGCUUGCAGAGCUGCACCAUGAACUUGAGGAGGAGAUGCUACGUGCGCAGGCGCCGUCUACUCCACCUCGAAGUCGCUUGUCGACCCUCUUCCAGAGCAGCUCUAUGCGGUCGCCUACCCGCAACAAUCCUACGAUCGAGGAAGCUCAGUUUCAAGAGGGAGAAGCAGAAAUGGAAUCACCCACCUACGUCCUUGCAGAAACACUACAGGCUCUGGAGAUCGAAGGCAUGGCCCCGGACUAUUAUGUUGAACGCGCGAACAGUCUUGUGGAGCUUUUCAAGCGGCACCCUACGUUGAAGUACGACCUUGAGUGGUCUGUGUUUGGGCUACGCGUGCAAAUUAUGCUUCUCAGCGACAACAAAGAAGCGGUGGCGGCCGGUUAUCGGCUGACACGCUACGCUAUUGCCGACCGCAAGUCCCUUCAGAUCAUUCGGUCAUUUCACACGGAUGAGCUGGUCAUUCUAUCCCUUAUCAAGGAAAGCAAGGCGAGCAUUGAGCGGGAGCAAGCUUUGAAGUUUGUCAGGGCUUUCUUAGAUGUCAAGGAUGGUGUGCGCGAAAUCUCGCGCGCCGUUGUUAGGACCAUUGUCUCUGUCGCAGAGCAUUAUGAGGAUCGGCUCCGGAACAUCUCUAUCAUGACUCUGGCUGAGAUUCUUGUGAAAGAUCCGGAAUUGAUCGCGUAUGCUAGUGGAUUUGCUACCCUCCACGACGCUUUAGCGGAAGGCACGUUUGGUGCCUCGGAAAGCCUGGUCGCAAGUUUUCUUCAUGUUCUCGAUACCCCCCACAGCAGGAAACACCUGCGAGGCGGAUGGGAGUUGGAGGCUGUUCUUGCACCAUUCACUGACUCCUUAUCUGACUCAGUCCGUAAUGGACGUUUGAAGUCUUCCGCUAGAGCAAUCUCGGCAAUGCUAAAGACAUGGCCAGGCCUGAUUGUACUCGCGAGGAAUGGAGCCAAGCCUUUACAAUCGCUACUCGAAUCAUUACAUUAUCCAGAUCCACAGGCCAGAGAUUUGAUCAUGGAGCUCUUGUUUGACGCAUUGAGAAUUAAGCCUCCGUCAUGGUCGUCAUCUUUUCUAGCUGGUCGGAGGCUUACAACUUAUGGAAGAGUGGCCAAUCUGAGAACAGAAUCGGACACGAAACACAUACAAGCAUUUUAUAAUGAUGAUGGGAACAGAUUUGACCUAACAGCACACUUUUCCACGCUAAUCCUUGCCACACUUGUCGAGGCAGGUUUAUCAAAGGCACUUUCGGACCUUAUCGAGGACGAGACAGAUUUGUCACUUAGGCGCAAGGCCACAUUACUUCUUACUGAGGUUUUGAAACUAGCUCAUCAUUCAUUGCCCCAGCACGUCAGUGCGAAGCUCCAAGUUCUGCCCCACCUCCUGCCAGCUGCUAUCAAAUAUGAUGUCGAGAAUCAUGAUGUCUCCACUUCAACGAUUUAUCAAAUAGAUAGCAUUAACCGGACCUUGGCGCGCAGCGUGCCAAACGGCGCGGGACGUUACAAUGUCGAAGUAGACAUUUCUGCUUCUCUCCUGUCCGGUGAUCAAGGCAAGGAGAAAUUGAGUCCUUCUAUGGAUGAGACGCAGUUCCGCAAUGCGAUUUUGGAGACACAUGUCUUGAACACCGUCAAUUACCUGAAAUGGAAGUGGGACUUGAUUCACCGUAUCGUCGAAGGACCUUUGACGAAUCCCAAACGACUGGAAGAGGCCAUCAAAGGCUCGAAGUUCAUGAAGCGACUGAUAGGAUUUUAUCGACCUUUUAAGUACAGAUUCUCCAUGGUGCCAAACACGAAACCUAACCAGCGAUAUGUUCGCACGGCGUGUGCAUUGAUGCGCACACUUGUACAACUUCCGGAAGGAACGAAAUAUCUAGCCGAGAACAAAUUCUUGAGGCAAGUUGCUGAGUGCCUUGCUCAAGUGGAUCGCAUGAGUGGACUCACAUCGUCCUCUCCGCUCUUCUCCAAAGAGCAGAUGGCAAGCACGUUAAGCGGAGGUUACUUUGCCAUACUGGGCACGCUGAGUGGUGAUGCGAACGGUUUGGCCAUGAUGGAACGAUGGCAUAUGCUAAACAUGUUCUAUCAUAUUGUUGAGCUUCGAGAUCGUGACGACCUUAUUCAAACCCUCCUUGGGAAUAUGGACUAUACCCAGGAGAGUCACCUCCGGGUCAUUCUGUCAAAAGCGCUGACCACAAGCUCAAAAGAGAUUCGCAUUUUCGCGACUCGACUUCUACGAAAGUACGCCGUAGGGAAUGUGUCUCUUCCCGCUUUGGCGUCCGCCGGUAACAAUGCGGACUGGGUGGUGAAGCUUCUCGUCACCCAGCUCUAUGAUCCCGACGUGUCUGUUUGCCAAGUGGCUGUGAAGAUCCUCGAGGAGGCAUGCAAUCAGCGUCACUACCUUGAAUAUGUGGUGAAAUGCCGGCCAUCUCUUGACCAUUUAGGUGAAAUUGGGGCACCAUUGCUACUGCGUUUCUUGUCAACGUCUGUCGGCUAUCAUUAUCUCGACGGGCUGGAUUACAUCACACAGGAAAUGGAUGAUUGGUUCCUGGGUCGAAAUGAUGCUUAUGUGGGACUCGUUGAAGCAGCCCUCUCGCGUGCAUAUGUCGACCAGCCCCGGCGGAGUAGUUUUGUCCCUGAGGACCUGGUUGACCUCCAGGACAUUGGACUAGUGCCACCGCAUUUCUACAGGGAGCUCGCUCGAACCUCAGAGGGAUGUAAGCUUCUGGAGCAUUCUGGUCAUUUCAACGAGUUUGCUUGGACAAUUCGAGACUUUCAGCUGGACGAAGAAGACACCGAGGCUCUUCUCAAAGUCAAGGGCUGUCUUUGGGCUGUGGGUAAUGUGGGCUCGAUGGAGCUCGGCGCGCCAUUUCUUGAGUCAGACAUUGUCCAGCAUAUAGUGAAGAUCGCGGAAAGCGCGGAGGUCCUUACUAUGAGGGGGACGGCUUUCUUUGUUCUGGGGCUGAUCUCACGAAGCCGCCAUGGUCUGAAGGUGCUAAGAGACUUCGGAUGGGAUUCCGCUCUCGAUAACAAGGGGAACUCAUUGGGGCUCAGUCUGCCGACUGAUUUCAACAAACUUUUUCUGGUCGAUUUUCCGUCGCACUCCAGGAGCCGUGAGGCCAAGCGCACGUCCCAAGAGAGGUUCAAGGAGGCCACUUUCGACCCAGAUCCUACCAACCAGAAGAUAUUGAAGCUCAUUGUCGAUAUGGGAAAUACGGUGCUGUCGAAAAGGGCUGCAAGCGAUCUCAACAAUAUGAAAGCGAAGCAACCAGACCGAUUUCACCAGCCCCACCUCUUCCGCAAGACUCUUAGUAUUCUUGAAAGCCAUCACUUUCGCCUACCCGCUCGCCGCUUCGCACUAGAUCUGUUCGAUAAAAGCGUUCUGCGGCGCAUUGUUACCGAGGACGAUUCGGACACAGACUCGGAUACUACCUCGUCCCAAGUUUCUGGGUGAAGUAUUCUUGCAUUCUGCUGCAGUCAACUUGACACGGAUUCUCACCUUUUGGUCCGCUUUUCGAUCCCAGUAGGCAGGCCGGAACAGCUAUGCGUGAUCCUCGGACCUGCUCUUGCCUCCAUGUACUCGGCGCUCUUCUCAUCUGUUCCGUUUUCCUCAUAUCACUUUGGCCUUGGCGUUGGAUGGUUCAAUUACGAGCAAUGAAAAGAUGUCCGCAUACUUGAAAUUUUGCUCUUCUGCAUCCGAUUACCCCAGCUGUUACUCUGUGCUUGUUGUUCCUCCUCACUUACGGUGGUGCAUUACAUCCUCUAUGUCGUCAAUAAUCUGACUUGUUAGCAAGCAAGACUG